This is a messenger RNA of Syngnathus acus (greater pipefish), 2443 nucleotides long. Its product is annotated as solute carrier family 22 member 4-like. The transcript has 10 exons. Gene Ontology annotation, molecular function: transmembrane transporter activity. The record is from RefSeq and is a predicted model, not a curated record. Lineage: Eukaryota; Metazoa; Chordata; Actinopteri; Syngnathiformes; Syngnathidae. Gene Ontology annotation, cellular component: membrane. Gene Ontology annotation, biological process: transmembrane transport. Bases 607 to 2265 code for a protein of 552 amino acids.
GCUCUGCUGCACAAACACACACACACAAGCGCAACAUUAACUCAAGACCACGUUCAACCCGUGGAUGUUUAUUGACGGAUUGAGAUCGAAAGUGCCUAUUAUGAGAAAAGCCAUAAAAGGUCACGGCAAACGAUUUAAUAGUUGACACCAGCAUAAGUUCCAUGUUAACAAUUAAGCGUAAACUCUCCUACACUGCCCGGCGUGAACUUAAAGCGCAGUUCUUUUGUAAGCAGCUACUUAGCACCGUUUAGAGUACAAGCACGUGCAAGAGUAUUUAAAAGUGUGGAAUGUUGUUUGGAGCAAACCGCUGCUGUGCGAGUGGCCGCCGCGGCGAUGGCGGUGGGGGGUGGGGUGGGGGGGCUAGUGCAGAUGGACCGGGCCAUUUUUGAAAGCGUUUGAUCAAAUCCCAGGAAAUCAAAUGAGCCGGUCGAGGGGACAGGGUGUCAGGAUGAAUCAGUUUUCCUUCUAUGAGUCCUGAUUGCCGUUGCCAGAUGAGAGCAGGGGGGAGGGGAGUGGGAGGGGGCUGAGGGGGAUUCAGCGGCCCACCCAGGGUUCCGCUCAGCGAUUGAGAGUCGCCACAGCACACGGCAGCAGCGUCGCUUCACCAUGGGCGACUAUAACCGAGACACGGCCUUCCUGGGCCAAACCGGACCUCACUUCAGCGUGACUUUCAUCCUCCUCAAUACCAUUUUCAUCUCCACCGGAUUCAACGGGCUCUACAUCGUCUUUGUCGGCGCCGCCCCGGAGCACCGCUGCCUCGUGCCGGAGGUCAACCUGACGGCGGCGUGGCGGGAUGCCAUCAUUCCCGUCAGCGAGGAGGACGGACGGCCGGUACGCAGCCGCUGUCGGCGCUACAAGCUGGAUGUGGUGCGCAACCUGUCGGCGGAGGGCUACGCUCCCGGGACGGACGUGGACCUCACGGGCCUGGAGCAGGAGGGCUGUUUGGACGGCUGGAGCUACAGCAGAGACGUCUACCUGGCCAACAUCGUCACCGAGUGGGACUUGGUCUGCGACAACCAGUGGAAAGUUCCUUUUGCGUCGUCGUCUUUGUUCGUAGGAUACCUGGUGGGCUCGCUGAUCUCAGGCCAGCUUUCUGACAGGUACGGAAGAAAGAAGAUCGUUUUCGUCUCUCUGGGCGCUCAGUGCAUCUCGGUCCUGUUGCAGUCUUUCUCCCAGUCGUGGAGGAUGUUCUGCAUCACGUUCCUGUUUGUCGGAGCUUCCCAGAUUUCCAUCUACAUCUCCGCCUUCGUACUCGGAACGGAGCUGUUGAGCAAGACGCUUCGGGUGAUCUUCACGACGCUCGGGGCUUUCCUCUUCUACGGCAUCGGCUACAUGAUUCUUCCGUGGAUCGCGUACGGCAUCAGGGAGUGGAGAACCCUCCUUGCCGUUCUGUCUGCUACCUCCGUGGUCUACAUCCCUCUGUGGUGGUUCAUCCCAGAGUCUCCCAGGUGGUUGAUCACUCAGGGAAGAGUGGCGGAAGCCGAAGCCGUCGUCAGAGACGCCGCCCGCAAGAACAAAGUGGAGGCACCGCUUGUUAUCUUCAGAGGAGCCCAGUCCCUGCCUCCGAGCAAGACGUACAGCAUGCUGGACGUCUUGAGAUCCAGGAACAUGAGAUGCGUCACGCUGAUGUGUCUGGUUCUGUGGAUGGCCAUCAACGUGGGCUACUUCGGUUUAUCCCUCAACACCUCCAACCUCAGCGGGGACCCUUUCCUGAACUGCUUCCUGUCGGCGACCACCGAGGUACCCGCCUACGUCGCGUCCACGUGGCUCCUGAAGAGAUGUCCGAGGAGGGUUCUCCUGUCCGCCUUUCUCCUCAUCGGCGGAGGAGUCCUGCUGCUCAUCCAGUUCAUCCCGGCGAGCCUUAAGGAUGUGGCCUUAGCUCUGGAAAUGACAGGCAAGUUCGGCUUCACCGUGGCCUUCGGCAUCGUCUACAUCUACACGGCCGAGCUCUACCCCACCGUGCUCAGGAACCUGGGCAUGGGAAUAUGCUCGUCGGCGGCUCGCGUGGGAAGCAUCACGGCUCCCUACGUCAUCUAUUUAGGCACUUACAACAAGGCUCUGCCGUACAUUCUCAUGGGAAGUCUCACCGUCGGCUCCUGCGUGGUCAACAUCUUCCUCCCGGAGACGUUGAACAGAGACCUUCCGGAAACUCUGGAACAGAUGCAGGAAUGGCAAGGGUGGUGCUGUGGAACCAAAACCAAAAACUAUCCAGAAAGCCAAGCAAGCGAGCGGACACCCGCAAAAACACAACAAAGUCAAAAGUGACCUGCAAAGUCUUAGCGUGUAGCAACGAGUCACUUUUUGUGUGUGCUGAUGGCUGCCGAUGGACAUUUGGACCAUUAUUUUGUAGAACGUUCCAUUUGUGUUUGAUGUCAAAACACAUGGAUACCUCACCAGUCUUUAGAAUGACUUGACAUGUAAAUAAAGCCAAAUAUCAACUGCU